GCAGGUGGAGAGAGUGAAUGGGAGGGAUGAAGCGCUGGGAGGAGGAUGAAGGAGGAGGAGGCAGAGAGACGAGUGUGGGAGGAGAGCAGGAGCAGCAGGAAAUCAGGGAAAGGGGCAGAGAGAAAGGAGUGUGACAGUGGGAGGUGCAGCCACUGCCUUUGCUCUCCGGAUCCGGGACUCAUGGGGCGACUGCUGCUGCUGCAACAGAGAGUGAGAGCCCGGGCGCAUCUUCCCUCCGCCGCCGCCGUCUGACUUGCAACUUUCUGCCUCUUUGUGUGUGUGUUUUGUAUGUGUUUUGUGUGUGUUGUGACUGCUUCUUCCCGCUGCGUCCCAGUGGGUGCCCGAAUGCAGCGCCUGCCCCGAGGGCACAUGUAGCUACUACUCCUGCCCUGAGAGCGCACGUAGCACGGUCUGGGAGCCCAAGUGUCCGGGCUUUAUAAAGAGUUGCGUUUAGAGGAGCCCCCCCCCCCUGUGUAGUGGUAGCGCUGCUGCUGGCCGCCCCCCUCACAAUGCCGGAUCUGAUCAGUGUGUCGGAAUUUGUGUGCGAGACCAAUGAGGAUUACAAGUCCCCCACUGCCUCCAAUUUCACCAACAGGCUGAGCCAGUGCAGGAACACGGUCGUGGCUAUAGAUGAGGCUCUGGAGGUUGAUCACACGAUCCUGAACAAAAUGAAAAAAUCUGUGAAAGCCAUUCACACUUCUGGUCUGACCCAUGUGGAAAAUGAGGAGCAGUACACUCAAGCACUGGAAAAAUUCGGAAGCAACUGCGUUUGUAGGGACGACCCUGAUUUGGGAACGGCCUUCCUCAAAUUCUCUGUCUUCACCAAGGAGCUAACUGCACUUUUCAAAAACCUGGUGCAGAACAUGAAUAACAUCAUCACAUUUCCACUUGACAGCUUACUGAAGGGAGAUCUCAAGGGGGUGAAAGGGGAAUUGAAAAAGCCUUUCGAAAAAGCCUGGAAAGAUUAUGAAACUAAAGUGACCAAAAUUGAAAAGGAGAAGAAGGAGCAUGCCAAGAUGCAUGGUAUGAUCCGCACUGAGAUCAGUGGGGCUGAAAUUGCUGAGGAAAUGGAGAAAGAAAGACGUGUGUUCCAGCUCCAGAUGUGUGAGUACCUGCUGAAAGUGAAUGAAAUAAAGAUUAAAAAAGGAGUGGAUCUGCUGCAAAACCUGAUUAAGUACUUCCAUGCGCAGUGCAACUUUUUCCAGGAUGGCCUGAAAGCUGUUGAAACCCUGAAGCCCUCCAUUGAAAAACUUUCAACCGAUCUGCACACGAUCAAGCAAGUCCAGGAUGAAGAGCGGAAACAGCUCAGCCAGCUGAGGGAUAUCUUAAAAGCAGCCCUACAAGUGGAGCAGAAGGAGUCUAGACGAGAUUCACAGAUCCGACAGAGCACUGCUUACAGCUUGCAUCAACCACAGGGAAACAAGGAACACGGCACUGAGAGGGAUGGAUACCUCUAUAAGAAGAGUGAUGGAAUCAGAAAGGUCUGGCAGAAGAGGAAGUGCACAGUAAAAAAUGGCUUUCUAACCAUAUCCCACGGCACAGCUAACAUUCCACCUGCAAAGCUGAACCUGUUAACCUGCCAAGUGAAAACCAACCCAGAGGAGAAGAAGAGUUUUGACCUUAUCUCACAUGAUAGGACAUAUCAUUUUCAAGCUGAGGAUGAAGCAGAGUGCCAAAUAUGGAUGUCAGUGCUUCAGAACAGCAAGGAAGAGGCCUUAAACAAUGCAUUCAAAGGAGACCACAGUGCAGGGGAGAACAACAUUGUUCAGGAACUCACCAAGGAAAUAAUAUCUGAUAUCCAGAGAAUGCCAGGGAACGAUGUCUGCUGUGACUGUGGUGCAUCAGAUCCAACUUGGCUUUCAACAAACCUGGGGAUCCUGACGUGUAUUGAGUGCUCGGGGAUACACCGGGAACUGGGUGUGCAUUACUCCAGAAUACAGUCUCUUACACUGGAUGUCUUGGGAACCUCUGAGCUUUUGCUUGCUAAAAAUAUCGGGAACUCCGGGUUUAAUGAAGUGAUGGAAGCUUGCCUGCCUGCUGAUGAUUCCUUGAAGCCUACUCCUUGCAGUGAUAUGAAUGCACGGAAAGACUAUAUUACCACCAAGUACAUAGAAAGAAAGUAUGCCAGGAGAAAAUACCAUGACAAUGCCUCUAAACUGCACGGCUUGUGUGAUGCCGUCAAAUCCAGAGACAUCUUUGCACUGGUACAUUUACACGCUGAAGGGGUGGAUCUCACCGAGGCCAUACCUCUUGCCAAUGGACACGAACAAGGCGAGACUGCACUUCACCUCGCUGUCAGAUCAGUUGACCGCAAUUCCUUGCACAUAGUUGACUUUCUCGUACAGAAUAGUGGCAACUUGGACAAACAGACAACUAAAGGAAGUACUGCUCUUCACUACUGCUGCUUAACAGACAAUGCCGAGUGCCUUAAACUACUGCUGCGAGGGAAAGCCUCCACAGACAUAGCUAAUGAUGCAGGAGAAACACCGCUGGACAUAGCGAAAAGGCUCAAGCAUGCACAGUGUGAAGACUUGCUGAUCCAGGCCAUGAAUGGGAGGUUUAACUCUCAUGUUCAUGUGGAAUAUGAAUGGAGGCUGCACCACGUGGACCUUGAUGAAAGUGAUGACGAUGUGGAUGAGAAAAUGCAGCAGCAGCCAAGCCCUAUACGCAGAGAAGAGAGGCCUGUCAGUUUCUACCAGCUGGGAAUAAACCAGGGGCAGCCCAGUGUCGCCUGCUUAGCCAGAGAAGCAGCCAGUAUUGCUAAGGACAAGCCGAGGAAUUUCCUGCCAAAUAUCAUUCAGAAUGAAACGUAUGGUGCAGUCAUUGGAAACAGCAAUUCCCCAGGCAAUGCUGCAGGCCCUGCUACUACCAAUGCUCCUCCUUUGCCUCCCCGAAACACUAUAAAAGUUCAUUCAACUAUAUUUGGCAGUAGCAUACACACCACACCUUCCAACACCCCAGCCUGGAAAGCUAGCUCAAUAUCAGCAGAAAGUGGCAGCAGACAGAGGUCCUCAUCGGAUCCGCCAUCUAUACAGCCCCCUGUGCCACCUCUCCGUGUAACAUCCACUGCCACAAAUCCUCCACCGCCUCCUCCAGUCACUAAGACAGCCAGUGUUAUGGAAGCCCUUAGCCAGCACUCCAAGCAGAGCCCUCCUCCUCCAGUUCCACUGAACAAGCCUGUGCCUCCUCCAGUCCCACCUCAGCCGGCCAACCGGCCCUCACAUAAAAGACCGGCUCCCGGGAUUGAUAAACCUGCUGUAACAACCAAGGGGCCGCCGCCUGCGUUGGUGACUGCAUCUCUGCCUCCGGCUGCAGAUUUCCCUUCAGAGACGACGUCCUCGCAGCCUGGACCCAAACCCAGCAAACUCACCCCAUCACAGCCACCAGCACCCAUGCCACGGAAAUCCCAGCUGCCGAAAAUGAAGCCCAAGAGGGUAAAAGCAAUAUACCACUGUUCGGCCGACAAUCCAGAUGAGCUAACGUUUUCAGAAGGUGAAAUCAUUGUGGUUGAUGGGGAGGAAGAUAAGGAGUGGUGGAUUGGACACAUAGACGGAGAGCCAAACCGAAGAGGUGCCUUCCCUGUGUCAUUUGUGCACUUUAUCGCUGAAUAACCUUCGGCCUGCCUAGAUCAAACUCCCGGGUCCCCGUGGGAAGGCCAGCCACGUGGGCGACAUCCACACAAUGUUUCUCUUGCACUGAGUGCAGAAUGAGGUGCCACGGACGAGCAGCCACCUCCUGACAUCACUUCCUGCUCCAACCGGCCAUCAGCUGCAAACGCCAAGAAACCCAGACCUAGAGAUUUUGUCAGGCGUUUUCUAUGCCCCUUGUAUUUAUUUUUCCUCAAAGGAAGAUUUCUACCAGUUGGAUGUAGAUAUUCCUGUUGAACACUAGAGGGCAGAUUUCACCCUGUGGAUAUUUUGUACCAUGCUGGCUUCAUGAUAUAGCUUUGUCCUGGCCUCCAGUUUCUUGUUCUUUGUCGGGAGGGACUAAUGUACAUUGCAGGGCAAUGCACUACACAACUAACCUGCAGUUAAAGGGUUAACGACUUGGGGAUUGUAUGUAACCUUUGUCUUUUUUUUUCUAGUUAGUAAAUUAACUUUUUAUUAAUAGAA
Xenopus laevis (African clawed frog) is the source of this 4112-nucleotide messenger RNA. RefSeq names its product ArfGAP with SH3 domain, ankyrin repeat and PH domain 2 L homeolog (gene asap2.L). The record is from RefSeq and is a predicted model, not a curated record. Gene Ontology annotation, cellular component: Golgi apparatus; cytoplasm; membrane. The transcript is spliced from 29 exons. Bases 510 to 3611 code for a protein of 1033 amino acids. Gene Ontology annotation, molecular function: GTPase activator activity. NCBI's taxonomy places the organism in Eukaryota, Metazoa, Chordata, Amphibia, Anura, Pipidae.